AUGUCAGCCAUAGAACAUGGCAUCCUCCACCCGCGCGCCUCCCGCGCAGGACCCUCCAAUCUAUCCGGCUUUCGAGAGUCCAAUCUGUCCUUCAACCAGAAACACGCCCUGAAAACGGAGAUCAACAAGUUGGACUCGGAGCUCCGCGAAAUCGACGCGCAGAUCGCGCAACUCAAGGCCACUCGAGGCACCAUCGUGACACAGCGCGAGAAUAAACUGAAAGAGUAUGAAUCUCUGCAGUCAGACUCUUUCCGACCCAGCGCGAACGCGUCUCACAAUGGAAUUUCGGACGCGAAGGCAACCUCGUCCACCACCAUUGACUACGCCUCGAGCGAUUGGGAUUGGACCCCGCAGCUGCGGAGGGCUAUGAAAAAGGUGUUCGGGAUUGACGACUUUCGCCUGUGCCAGGAAGCUGUUUGCAACGCGAAUAUGGACGGACGGGAUAUUAUCUGUGUUAUGCCCACGGGUGGAGGGAAGAGCUUGACGUACCAACUCCCCGCGCAGCUUUUGCCGGGCACCACGCUCGUCAUCUCACCCUUAAUAUCGCUCAUCACGGACCAGAUCAUGCAUUUGCACGAGGCAGGAGUGCAAGCCGUAAUGAUGACGGGCAGCACAUCCAAAACGGAAAUCAAGGACAUAUAUUCCCGCCUCACCGGACCGAUCGACAGCCAACGCGGCGAAAUCAAGUUGUGCUAUGUUACUCCAGAGAAACUAUCAAAGAGUAAGGCGUUCAUGAGUGUUCUUCAGAGGAUGGACGAACAGGGCAGAUUGACACGGGUCGUGAUUGAUGAAGCACAUUGCGUCUCCGAAUUGGGUCACGAUUUCAGGCCGGACUACAAAGAGUUAUCGAAGAUCCGCGUUCUCUUCCCUCGGGUACCCAUACUCUGUCUAUCCGCCACCUGCCCACCCAAGGUUCGGAACAGUAUCCUUCACAUCCUCCGGCUGGAUCCGGUGAUCCAAUGCGGAGGUAGCAUCAGUUCCAAGAAGGGGACCGUGUACUUCUCUGCGCCGCUCUACCGCAAGAACCUACACUACAAGGUCUUACCCAAACCGGCCGCCUCCAAGGAUGUGCUCAAGGUCAUGGCCCAGUACAUUCUCACAAACCACGCAGAUCAGAGCGGGAUUGUAUACUGCUACCGGAAAAAGGAUACGGAAGAUGUUGCGGCCGGCCUGCGCGAACAUAGCGAUAGUCGAAUCAAGACGGGUGUUUAUCACGCCGAUAUCGGCGAUACCGCCAAGGAACAGCUGCAUACGCGGUGGAGGAAGGGCGAGAUCAAGAUUGUCUGUGCUACCAUAGCCUUUGGCCUAGGAAUAGACAAGGGCGACGUCCGAUUCGUCCUCCACCACUCCAUGUCUAAAUCCCUUGACGGGUACUAUCAAGAAACCGGGAGAGCAGGUCGUGACGGCAAAGACGCAUCCUGCGUCCUAUACUAUCGACCCCAGGAUGCUAGCAGUCUCAGCGCUCUGGUGUACGGCCAGCGAGACGGUCUGGACAAAUUAUCACAGAUGCUUCGUUUCGCGCACGAUGUAGAAGAGUGCCGCAAGAUCCUCUUUGCGAAACACUUUUCUGCGUCAUCGCAGCUCUCGCUCAGCGAAUGGCAGGAAGGCGGGUCGUCGGUCCUCCAAAGAUGCGGUCACUGUGAUAAUUGCACCCGUCCUCCGGAGGACGUCGAUCGGAGAGAUGUGACUAUGGAAGCCUGGAAGAUUCUCAAAGUCGCUCAGGCGAUAGUGAAGGAGGAUGGACGCGUGACGUUCAGCAUGAUGGGCGACUUGGUACGUGGAGCUGGGGGUGGGUCUUUCGGCGUUGUUCAAGGCGGAGGAGGAAGGAGAGGGAAGCUGAAGGCGAAGGAGAAGGCAGGUCUGGACCUCGACGCUGUCGCAGGGGGCAAAGUCUCCCUGUCAAAGGAUGACACCGAGACUCUGAUCGUUGAAUUACUGCUCGCCAGAUACCUGGAUCAGACGUUCAGUGCGACCUCUUACACCACAAACGUGUAUAUCAGCCCAGCUCCUGACGCCAUUCGGCUCACGAGGUUGUCCUCGGCUGACGUCGAAAACGGGAAAGGGCCUCGCCUGGAGUGCUCCUUCCUCAAGCACGGCAAAGCACGUACUGCGGGAGCGCGCAAAAUGAACAAAGUGUCGAAAUCGACGGCGAACCAUGCCACGGGCGAUGAUCAUGUUCACGAUGCAGUAGCCGAUGUUUCCAAGAGGAAGCGUAGUCGCGCUGACCCAAUGCCCCGAGGGAUGGCCAAGUCGCACCAUUUUCACCAGAUGUUCGUCGACGAUGCGGAUGACGAUGACGAAUACGACCCCGUCAGUGCGCCCGACAGCGAUGAUGCAGGAGAUGGGGACUGGUCCAUGACUGUUACUGCUGAACCUCCCGCGAAGAGGCCUAGGCCACGUCGUAGCUCAGGGUCUUCUCCUCAUCAAAAACACCGUAAGGGUGUGCUUGCAAGUGAUGAAGAUGUAAUACUACUAUCAUCUGAUUGA
This is a messenger RNA of Punctularia strigosozonata HHB-11173 SS5, 2487 nucleotides long. Its product is annotated as ATP-dependent DNA helicase. Gene Ontology annotation, molecular function: four-way junction helicase activity; nucleic acid binding; ATP binding. Gene Ontology annotation, biological process: double-strand break repair via homologous recombination. Bases 1 to 2487 code for a protein of 828 amino acids. The transcript is spliced from 17 exons. The record is from RefSeq and is a predicted model, not a curated record. Gene Ontology annotation, cellular component: chromosome; cytoplasm. NCBI's taxonomy places the organism in Eukaryota, Fungi, Basidiomycota, Agaricomycetes, Corticiales, Punctulariaceae.